CGCCGAAGUUUACAAAGAAUUAGAUUGAGGCGACUUAAAAAAACGUGAAAAAUGGAGUACGUGUGCCGCGUGUGCCUGGAUGGUUCCGCUCCUCUGGUGGACAUAUUCGCCGAAAUUUGCGAUCUCAGAUUGAACAUAUCUGAAAGCAGCCCCGCCUGUGUCAUCAGCAAGCUCGCACCUGAGCAUUCUGUGGUACGCGGGGACUCUAUGCCGCAGUUUAUUUGUCCCUACUGCAUUCAUGGAGUCCAGACUGCAUAUGGAUAUAAGUUGUUAUUGGACAAAAGCUUUGCAAAUUAUCAACAACGCUUGUUAUCAAACAAUGUUAUCAAUGAAGAAACGUACACCAUCGAAAGCAGCGAUGAAGAGGAGGAUCGCAUACGUGCAAGGGAAAUGCAUGCCAUUGAGGCGGUGCUCAAUAAUGCUAUGUUGCAAGAGACGGCGGACGAGGCGGUUGAAAAUGACAGCGAAGAAGAAGGCACUUACACAUUGAGGAAUUCUCUAAGGAACUUCGCUGAUGACCAGACUCGUCCGCAGAUGAGCGUUUCAAUGCUUACCCAUGCCAUUAACAAAAUGGAGCAGAUGCACAAGCUGGCCCAGGUGGCAAAAGCAGAGGCUCACAUGCACAACAAUUUACAAGCCAAUAAGAGGCAGAGUCGUCACUGUGGCAAGUUGCUGUUCCCUGAUGUGUGUGGCAAAGGAGUCAUGUCUGAGAGCCAUCUAAAUAGACGUGAAACCAGUCACAAGAACAAGCAGACGUCCGAACUCAACACGAAACCUCUUGGAAUUAGGAACACAAUUGAUCGUAGUCCGUUACCGAAAAAGAGGAAGCCAGAGUCGGUGGAGAGUGAUUUGGAAGUGCUUUCCAGCCAUGAUACCUCUAGUCGCUCAAGAAGUCCACCGUUGCCAAAGAUCAACGACCUUGACACUAAUAUCUCAAGUCACACCAAGAAGACCAAAUCAUUGUCAAAAAAUCUGAAUUUUCCGUGCCAGGAGUGCGGUAAAGUAUUUUCGUUGAAAAGAAGCCUGGAGAGACACGUUCGGUCUCACACUGGCGAACGUCCUUUCCAGUGCACGUAUUGCGUGAAGAAAUUUACUCGCAUGGAUAACCUGCUAAGGCACACUGGUGUCCACACUGGCGAGGGUCGUUACCAUUGCCCUCAAUGCAAAAAAAAUUGUAGGCUAAAGUCUGGGCCUCAGAGACACGUUUGUAAUAAUCAGGCGAGGGUGCUGCCAGAAGCUGGAGUUGCUGAAAAGAAAAGCGACUCACAAGUUAAGUUAAACUGAAGAAAAUAUGCCUGAAAAGCGUUCGGUCGUCCGUUUGCCUCGUGUAAAAUUUCCAUCGAAUCUUUACUUUUGUUCUUUUUAAUUUUUGGCUAAUUGACGAUGAAAAACCAUUUAUUUAGAAAACAUUGUAAG
This is a messenger RNA of Drosophila persimilis, 1416 nucleotides long. RefSeq names its product putative zinc finger protein 840. Gene Ontology annotation, cellular component: nucleus. Gene Ontology annotation, biological process: regulation of transcription by RNA polymerase II. Gene Ontology annotation, molecular function: zinc ion binding; RNA polymerase II cis-regulatory region sequence-specific DNA binding; DNA-binding transcription factor activity. The transcript has 5 exons. Bases 52 to 1284 code for a protein of 410 amino acids. Lineage: Eukaryota; Metazoa; Arthropoda; Insecta; Diptera; Drosophilidae. The record is from RefSeq and is a predicted model, not a curated record.